AACCAGGAAAUAUCAAUAUAAACUAGCUAGCUAAAGCGCAGCUGUCGAGUCGUAUAGCAGCAGCUAUAAACACAGUUUAUCGAAAAUAACUUAAUGUUAAGUUAAUCAUUCGAAAAUAAGAUGACAGCGAAUUCAAAAGGGAAGCUUUUAAACAAGGAAUGAAAAAAUAAAAUGGACGGAUUUGCAAUCCUGUGCCUUCUGCUUCCCAUGUUAAUAAAGAACUGUUCUGGGGAUGAUUUAACGUACAUCUCUGGGUACUUUUCCAAGACACCACAGAAGCUGUCAAAGUACAGCUGGUACGGGAACGUUCGGCUGUACCAUUUCAUAGUGCCUGAAGAUACAGUGCUUGCCCGUUGGCUGUUAACUGUGACUAAAGGAUCGGGGUCAAACUGUGGAACCCACAACAUCACAAUACACUUGCGUUCAGGUGCCCCUCCGGUCAUAAAUCCCAUACAGACAGAAUUUCCAAACAACACAGCCUUCUUACCUGCACAGAAUCUGAGUCUAUUGAUAGACAGUGGCCAAAAUAUCACCCUCUUCAAUGUCUCCAACCCUGCUCCCGGGGACUGGUUUGUGGCUGCUCAUCUUCCCAAAGACGAUGGCAAAAUAGAGCAAAAGGGCUUCUCGUCCUCAUGUUCCUACUUCUUUCAGCCUCAAAUGUUUGUCAGGAGAGUUGUGGACAUGCCCAUCCUUGAGUCAAAAUCUCAGCUGCAUCAGACCGUGUCUUCCCCUGACAAUCCAGCUGUUCUCAAGCUUUUUGUACCAGAAUACACCUCAGAGCUUACAGUCCAUAUCUCACGCUGCGUCACUGAGGGUGCUGAUAUGUCUGCUGAGUGCCCGCUCAUGUUGACCCUGGGGUCUGCAACACUUGAGCACUCCUCAGUGAAAACCGUCAACUGCACUGGGAGGGUGACCUGCGCCAUCCCGCUGCACACCCCGCCAUGGGAGACGUGGGUCCGAGUCACUGUGGAGAGUACCUAUGUCAACCUGACCACAGCCUUCACCAUCUUAGCCAAUCUCACAGUGGGCUGUAAACCUAAAAGCGUUGGCUUGACGGGAGACUUCUUCACCCGGGCCAGUGUCAAUGGCAGCAGCAUGCUGGGAGGCAACUCCUCAGUGCCUACAGGGGACGGCGGUACCCUGGGGAACAUUUCUUUGAGCCUGGACACCCUUGACAAUGCCUGUGUGCACACCCAGCCAGUGUUUAAAGAGGAGCUGGACGUGGUCUCUGUGCGCUUUGCAGUGAUCAAUGGGGCCAAUGUCACCGUCUCUUCCAUGGCCCCAACACUACUCCUUCUCAACCUUAACUCCUUCACCGACAGUGGUGGAACACUCAAUCUUGACCUCAAGCUCAAUCAAACAAAUCUAACUAAUGGGAAUGCCAGUGUGUUUGCUUGCCUGACAGCCAGGACCCCUGUGCUGGCACUGAACAGGACACAGACUUGUGCUACAGGGCUGUCUCAGGGCUAUGACCUCACCCUGAAUCUGACGUUGCCUCAGGCCAUUCUGCGUAUCCCCUUCCCCGAGGCUGCCAUGUGGUACCUCACCCUGCAGACGGUGUGUCCUGCAAACACCAGUGACUUGUGCAACGUGACCGCCACGGUGACGACGUCGGUCUACCUGAGCGCCUGCAUUGACGACUGCGGCACGUACGGAGAGUGCAGGCUGCUCCGCUCUUACAGCUACCUCUAUGCCGCCUGUGUCUGCAAAGCCGGCUGGCGUGGCUGGAGCUGCACAGAUAACGGGACCGCGCAGACGUACUCUCGCCAAAUGGCAGCCGCCCUCCUGCUCACCCUCAGUAACCUGCUGUUCAUCCCGCCCAUUGUGGUGGCUGUAUACCGCUGCUACAUCGUGGAGGCCUCCGUCUAUCUCUUCACUAUGUUCUUCUCCACGUUCUACCACGCCUGUGACCAGCCGGGCAUUACGGUACUAUGCAUCAUGGACUACGACACCCUCCAGUACUGCGACUUCCUGGGCUCCGUCUCCUCCAUAUGGGUCACCAUCCUCUGCAUGUCCCGGGUCAAGGAAACCUUUAAAUAUAUGCUGUUCAUGCUCGGGACGCUGAUCAUCGCCAUGUCGAUGCAGCUGGAUCGCAGAGGGCUGUGGAACAUGCUGGGCCCCAUACUGUGUGCAGUGCUGGCACUGGUAGCAGCCUGGGUAUACAGAGGGGUGAAGCGGAGGCAAUGUUACCCCACCACCUGGAAGCGCUGGGUGUUCUACCUGAUCCCUGGUCUGGCCACCGCCAUCGUCGGCCUGUGCGUCUACGUCUUCACGGAGACGGACGACAACUACUACUACACGCACAGCAUCUGGCACAUCAUGGUGGCCAGCAGCGUGGUCUUCCUGCUGCCGCCCAGAGACCGGCACCAGGAGCCCUGGGGCUGGUCUCAGAAGCUGUGCGGCUACCAGAUCUGCAAGAACGAGAAGGAGGAGCUCUACACGGUCACUUAGAGCCUCCGAGAUGCAGCCUCCCUUUUCCUGAAUCACCAGUAAGGCCCUGUCUUUAUCCUUCUUUCAGGGAGCUUUUUAUCACACAGGGUUUAUUUUGUGCACUUAGCUUUUUGUUUAUAGCGUACUGUAUGUUCUGGUCUUUAUAUUUUGUCCCUGAGAUUAAUUGAUACUCUAAAGUGCAGUAGCCAUGACUGAUCUGAAAGGUGCAUGCUGUUCUUUUGAGUCAAGCACAUAAUUCCUGUUUCAGAUUUAAAAGCUGUGUUGUUGUUAGAUCAUUAUUAGCACUUCGACUAUAACUUACACUUCAGAGAAUAAUAAGAGAUGUGAUAAGACAAUGCUAAAAUAAUUCGCUGUUUUACUAUGCAAAAUUCCAGUACUUCGUACAGGUAAUUUAUGUGCAAUACACUCUGCCAAAUCACUACUUUACCACGUUAAUUGUCUUUGAUGAAUCAAUGUAUUACUUAUUCUGUUGUCCUUAUGUCAGACAAAGGUUUCCCUUUUUUCUGUAAAGCACUUGACUCACAACUUGUGUAUUUACAAGGAGUCUUUUUAUAAAUAAGGCCAGCUGCGAUUCACAGGAAAGGAAAGUUGCAUCUCACAGUCAGAACAAUAUGUGUAUAUAUUUUAGACUUAGCAGCGCAAUGUAUCUACAAGAUUUAUAAUCAUUUUUAAUGUUUUUCAUUUUUCUUUGGGAAGAGAACUGUCAAGACUUGAAUAUCUUUAAGCACUUUUAUAGACCUGUUUCAUGGGUCAUGAAAUACAAGGGAUACAUUUUACGUCACUUUUGAGGUACAUUCAUAUUGAGGAAACUCUGUUAGUAGACAUAGGUUCUGUGUUUAAACAUUUACUACGCCACAGGCUGAUUUUAAACUAUUUUGACGACUGUACUUGUUUUUCUCUGUUGUAGAUUUUGCACUUGUGUUUCAAAAGGAAUGUACACUAUUGCUAACUUACACUGUUGAACAACAUUUCCUGCUGAAGGGUCUGUCCACAAGGCUACGUUCAUCCUUUUUACAUUAUUCUGAUACAGUACUGCUGUAGCGAUUGCUGACCGAUUUCACGGUCUGUAGUUUUUAUCACACACAUUUUAUCUUCUUGUCAGUUUUUCAGAAUGCAAAAGCUGAAACAUUUUAUUAGUUUCUAAGAGCCUUUAAACCAUAAUGGGAAAGAAUGUAAUGUCUCUAAGUAUAUGUAUUCCCUUGUAAUAAAAAGUGAUCAGUCAUCUCUGAGGACCUCAUUUCUGCACAAGCAAUAAAGAAAUGGCUCUUUGUUUUUCUGGGGCUGUGGUAUCUUGCAUGGUUUCAAUAGGAGCUUCUAUUCUUGCAGUAUAAUAUUGCACACUACUGGUUUAAAUUAUUGUAUCCUGAUAAGUGUAUUUUCUAAACAUGAAGCACUUGUAAGUUUAAAAUGAAUCAUUGUGCUUUGGUUUGAUUUAACAUUGUCACUAUACAUAUACAUGUUAAGGUGUGUAAAUGACCUGCUUGUCUGCUGGUCAAUUCCUUUAAGCAAAUAAAGGGGCCAAGUUAAUGAAAGGGCGAAAAAGUUUGACCUUGAAUGUGUAACAUGUUAAUGGAAGCAGUGUAUGUAUUUUUGUUUUUGCAACAUCUUUGUUGUUGUGUUAUGACAAAAUGUUUCAGUUUCAAUUUUGAAGGCCAAACAAAGCUACGUUUAGCUUUCAUUUAAUUGUACUCACCAACAUUGAUGUUCUGGCAUUACUAAAGGUGGCUUCAUUAUGUAUUUAGGAGAUUGUCACUGUCCUGUGGAGUCUACCUAGCAUUUGUGAUUGGUUUCAUUUAUAUGUUUUUUAAAUUUCGGUGCAAACAAUGUGGAAAGAUGUUUCUGAUUCUGCUUUGCAUAAAGACUACUAAUUCAUUACUUGUUGAUUUUUUGUGUGUGUCAUUGUUUGUUCAUCCUGUUUCAAUCACUAGUAAUAAAUACAUAAAUACUUCUGAA
Anguilla rostrata (American eel) is the source of this 4404-nucleotide messenger RNA. RefSeq names its product post-glycosylphosphatidylinositol attachment to proteins 6 (gene pgap6). The record is from RefSeq and is a predicted model, not a curated record. The coding region runs from base 172 to 2451 and encodes 759 amino acids. Lineage: Eukaryota; Metazoa; Chordata; Actinopteri; Anguilliformes; Anguillidae. Gene Ontology annotation, cellular component: membrane. The transcript has 13 exons.